GAAAUCUCGUAUUUUUGCCUUUUAAAUAAGUUUUUAUCUCUUUUAAUCUACAUAUUUAUGAAUAAAUCAGUAGUUUGUAACUUUGUCUUUCGAUUGAUGCUAGUGUUUCAAGUGUUUCAAGUGAUUCUAACCCAUUCCGAACCUAUUUUCCCAUAUUUCAUCAUCGCUCAUUGUACAAAUACCAUAAGUUGCUCAUCAUCACCUCAUCACCCAUCUUUCUCAUCAAAUAACCUACCAUCUCAAUAACUUUUACUCCAUCUUCAACUUAAUUAAUCAUAAAUCAUCUUAAUAUCUGUGUUUUCUUCAUCUUUUGUGUUUUUCUUCAUCCUUUCGUGUAUUUCUUUAUUAUUGCUCAAAUAUUAGACUCUUUCUGGGUCCUACUAGUGCUGCCACUAUGACCAGAAGAAAGAGCAACGCUUAUCAACGUAUUGUGCCGUCUGACUCAGACGCUGAAUCAUCAUCAAUACCGAACAAAUCAUCCAAAAGCGCAGAGAAUGAAGCUCAUGCAAAAUUAGAAAAUCUAUGCAUCGACCCUUCACCAAUUGCUACAUUCGAUAUCGAUAAAUGCUGUGACAUUUUGGAUCUUUUCAACAUAGGCGACAAACGUUCAACAUCACGAUAUAUCAGUAUUCUCCCAAUUCUAUCUACAACUAUCAGAGCAUUAGCUUUUACAAGUGAACAGAAAACAUUUAACUUACUUGAGGAAAUCAAACAAAACAUCAAAGAUAACAACAAACAACAACCAAUUCCUAUAAGCUACGCGCAAAUGGUACGAAAAGAACCACAACAAGUGCAAAUGAUUCCCAAACAAGAAAAGACAAUUAUCAUCAAACCAAACAACAACAUACCACCACCAACCAUAGAGUAUAAAAUCCGAGAUGUGAUUAAACAAUCUGAUCAAAAAGUUAAAAUCAACAAAAUGUUCAGCAAAAAGAACUGUGUGAUAAUUAAAGUUCCCAACAUUGAACAAGACCCACAAAGUAUAAUCGAUAAAAUCAACAAUCACGAAAUUACUAAAGAUAACUGCGAAGCUUACGCCGCAAAGAUGAGAGACCCAACCAUCCUAGUCAAAAAUGUAUCAUUGGAUACCGAUCUAGACAACAUCAAUCAAGAAAUAACAAAUUGUAACCAAGAGCUAAAUGGUCUUAAAGAUGAAAUAAAUUAUCUUUUCAAGUUGAAAUACGGCGACAACACCGCAAAAAAUAUGAAUGUAGUACUCCGAGUCAGCCCUAAAGUUUACAACAUCAUAACAAACCAAAUGCAAAACAAAAUUUAUCUUAACUUUCAAGGCUGUUAUGUACAAACAAAAAUUUUUGUAAGACAAUGUCAAAAAUGUUUUAAGUUUAAUCACAAAACAACGGAUUGUGAAAAUGCAGUCAUCUGUAAAAACUGCGGACAACAAAAAUCGAACGAUCACAACUGUUCAGAAAUCAAAUGCUGCAUUAACUGCAAAAACUCAAUUAAACAUAAAGAUAACACCACACAUUGUCCCAAUACUGAAAGCUGUCCAAUUUACAAAUUACAGAAGGAAAUACUGAACGAACAAACCCAAUACUAUCCAUAACAUGCUGUAAAUACACACAUCUUUCUUUUUCCUUAACCAUGGAUAAUAACUCAU
Molecule: messenger RNA, 1618 nt
Organism: Dermatophagoides pteronyssinus (European house dust mite)
Lineage: Eukaryota; Metazoa; Arthropoda; Arachnida; Sarcoptiformes; Pyroglyphidae
Source: RefSeq, a predicted model, not a curated record